Messenger RNA from Ictalurus punctatus (channel catfish), 2208 nucleotides. Its product is annotated as protein SSUH2 homolog. Lineage: Eukaryota; Metazoa; Chordata; Actinopteri; Siluriformes; Ictaluridae. The record is from RefSeq and is a predicted model, not a curated record. Gene Ontology annotation, molecular function: heat shock protein binding. The transcript has 12 exons. The coding region runs from base 100 to 1179 and encodes 359 amino acids.
AUAUGGCUGGGUUUGGUCUCGUCAUUCUUCAGAUUUCUCCUGAGUUCCUCUUAACAUUUUUUCCAUCCGUUCUCGGCUCACGAUUACAACGGCCAAGCUAUGUAUGCCCCAGUGCAUGGAAUGGGCCCCCCCCAAACGCAGCCCCUGUUAUAUGGGAUGCAGACCCCACCGAACCCAAUGCCUGGAUUUGACGGAAUUGGCGGUGGGUUUCUUCCUCCUCCACCUAUCCAACCAAUGCCAACUCCUGAUUCACAGCCAGCACAGGACUGGAGUAUUCCUGCUCUUACCAAGGAAGAGGCCCAAGAGGCUUUUAACAACUUUGCAAACAGCAAUUGCUGUUAUUCGUCUGGUCCAGCUACAGAUGGUGUGAUCACCAAUAUGGAACAGUUCAACACCUACCGAUAUCGCCUAGAGACUUACACGGAAUCCAGAAAAACGGAGUGGGCGACCAAGCCUUAUGAGGGUCAGCCAUUGACCACCAAUGCACAGAUUGCUCCUAAUCCAUGGGAAGUCCCGGUUCAAGUGCCAGCCAUGUUUACAAACUCCACUGAGGAUGUCGAAGUGCCCUGCACAGCAUCAGUCAAGCCAUGUGACCAAUGCUCUGCCUCAGGAAAAUGUCAGUGUACCAAGUGUAGUGGAUCCAAAACUAGACAAUGCAGAACGUGCAGAGGCUCUGGGAAAGUUGCUGAAGAACAAGUCUGUGAAACAUGCAAUGGCACAGGCAAAGUGAAGUGCCCUGAUUGUUCAGGUCAGGGAACAACUGUAUGCGAUACCUGCAAAGGGAAACAGAAGUUAUUAACGUAUAUCAAGCUUAUAGUGGAAUGGAAAAACAACGUUGAUGAUUAUAUUGUGGAACAGUCAAGUGGUCUGCCAAAAGAUAAACUGGAUGCAAUUACUGGGAAGAAGCUCAUCAAAGAUACCAAGUUCAUGGUGUAUCCUUUGAUUGGAUUCCCAGAACAUAAUGUGGCUCAAGCAUCUGAAAGGAUGGUCAUGGAACAUCACAGCAAAUUUUCCAAGGCAUCACGCAUCAUACAGCAGCAACAAAGUGUUGAGCUGAUUCCCAUCACUAAGGUGACAUACAAGUGGAAUGAAAAUCAUUAUAUUUACUUUGUUUAUGGUAUUGAAUUAAAGGUCAAGGCAGUUGACUAUCCAGCUACGUGUUGUUGCACUAUAAUCUAGCAACCCAGAGGAAGCAUAAACUCCCUACAUGAGUGGCAUUUAAAAUGUAAACAUUUAUAAACAUUUAAAACUUUAAACAUUUCUAGCAAAUAUAGGUGUUUUGACAUGUUUUGGGUCUGAGUUUGAUUUUUAGGUUUUGCACUGGAGCUACAAGUGUAAAUCUUUCCUUAACUCUCUACCUCAAACUACAUAAGGUUCUUCAUAAUAGCUAUGUUUCCAUCCAUGCAUUUUUAUGUGAAUUUUGGGAUAUCCUUGUCCCCGGUUCAAUCCUGAUCUCAGGAUACUAUCAGUGUAGAGUUUUGCAUGUUUUCUCCAUGUCUGCUUGGGUUUACUCUGGGUUCUCCCAUGUCCACCUACCUCCCAAAAACACACCAUUGGAUAUUCUGGAUAGCUUUUUGGUGUGAAUGAGUGUGUGAGUAUGUGUGCAUGCUUCCCUGCAAUGGACUGGCAUAUCAUUUAGCGUUCAUAUUCACUCCUGCUUCACAUGUUGUUCAUGGGAUGAGCUUUGGAUCCACUGUGACCCAUGACCAGGAUAAAGUGAUUACUGAAAAGAAAUGAAUGAAUGUUAAUGAAACAAUUAUAUGAUGAUUUUGCCAUGUAUUUAUGAAUAUUAUGGAUGAAACAGAUUUCUAUUAGCUCCAGCACAGUCCUAAACUGUAACAUUUUGAAAGCAGACAUGUCUUGGCUGAUCAAGAAGAAAAGAACGUAUAUUUCAUGAUUUCUGCUAACACUGUUACAUAAUCUACAAUUAUGCCUGUUUCUGAUCUAUUGCUAUGCUGUAUUUUUUAAAUGAGCUAAAAUGAGCUUUUACAGUAAGUACUUGGGACUAACCCUAAUCCUGCUUCUGUUAAUUACGUGUUUUUAAUGUUAAGCUUAACUUGUAUGUGCUGCAUGACAGUAUCAUAUGUAUCUAACCACUGACUCUGUAUACUUGAUUUACUUAUAAACCUGUGGAAACAUAAUCAAGUGAGUGCUUAUCACACAUUGAAAAGGAAUACUGCCAAUAAAUAUGACAUGUCAAUGAUGUAA